ACGCGGCGGGAGAAGACGGAGCGCAGAUCGCCCCCAAGUUACGGAGGCGGGGACCGAAUUCGAAGGAAAAGCCACUUCAGGAGCCAGGUCGCGAGAGUGCGAUCGCCUCCGUCUGCCGGACCUCCGGACCCAGUGGACAGGAAGGAGAAGAAGGCUGCCGCGAUGCCUGACUCCCCCGCGGAGGUGAAGACACAGCCCCGGUCCACGCCCCCCAGCAUGCCGCCCCCUCCACCCUCUGCAUCCCAGGGCACCACACGGCACUCCUCCUUCACACCCCACACAAAUCGAGAGGACGGGCCUGCGAUGUCCCUGCCCCACGGCCGUUUUCAUGGCUGCUUAAAAUGGUCUAUGGUCUGUCUUUUAAUGAACGGCAGCAGCCACUCGCCGACAGCCAUCAACGGCACCCCAUCCACGCCCAACGGCUUCAGCAAUGGCCCAGCCACCUCAUCCACAGCCUCACUGUCCACACAACACCUGCCCCCAGCCUGCGGGGCACGGCAGCUCAGCAAACUCAAGCGCUUCCUCACCACCCUGCAGCAAUUCGGCAGCGACAUCUCCCCAGAGAUCGGGGAACGCGUCCGCACGCUUGUGCUGGGGCUUGUGAACUCUACACUGACCAUUGAGGAGUUUCAUUCCAAGCUUCAGGAGGCCACCAACUUCCCACUGCGCCCAUUUGUCAUCCCUUUCCUGAAGGCAAACCUGCCCUUGCUGCAGCGUGAACUCCUGCACUGCGCCCGCCUGGCCAAGCAGACCCCUGCCCAGUACCUGGCCCAGCACGAGCAGCUCCUGCUGGAUGCCAACGCCUCUUCCCCCAUUGACUCCUCGGAGCUCCUGCUGGAAGUCAAUGAGAACGGCAAGAGGAGGACACCUGACAGGACCAAAGAGAAUGGGUCAGACCGUGACCCGCUGCACCCUGACCCCCUCAGCAAACGGCCGUGCACCCUGAGCCCUGCCCAGCGCUUCAGCCCCAGCAAUGGGCUGGCCCACCCCACGCCACCACACUACCGCCUCGAGGACAUGGCCUUGGCCCACCACUCCCGUGACUCCUAUCGCCACCCUGACCCCCGGGAGCUUCGGGAGCGCCAUCGGCAACUCAUGGUCCAUGGGUCACGGCCAGAGGAAGUGAUCGACCACAGGCUCACUGAGCGCGAGUGGGCUGAGGAGUGGAAGCACCUCAACAAUCUCCUGAACUGCAUCAUGGACAUGGCCGAGAAGACGCGGAGGUCACUCACCGUGCUGCGCCGGUGCCAGGAGGCUGACCGCGAGGAGCUCAACCACUGGGUCCGGCGCUACAGCGAUGCUGAGGACACCAAGAAGGGCCCCUCGACCACCACCGCCCGGCCCCUCAGCAGCUCGACAGGAGCAGAGGGGUCUCAGCUAGACGUGCACCGGGAGUUCAUGCCUAGGACCCUCUCCAGCUACAUGCCCGAGGAGAUCUGGAGGAAGGCUGAGGAGGCGGUGAAUGAGGUGAAGCGGCAGGCAAUGUCUGAGUUGCAGAAAGCUGUGUCAGAUGCCGAGCGGAAGGCCCACGAGCUCAUCAGCACAGAGCGCGCCAAGAUGGAGCGGGCCCUGGCCGAGGCCAGGCGGCAGGCCUCGGAGGAUGCCCUCACUGUCGUCAACCAGCAGGAGGACUCCAGUGAGAGCUGCUGGAACUGUGGGCGCAAGGCCAGCGAGACGUGCAGCGGCUGCAACGCAGCACGCUACUGCGGCUCCUUCUGCCAGCACAAGGACUGGGAGAAGCACCACCACGUGUGCGGCCAGAGCCUGCAGGGCCCCUCAGCCGUGGUGGCCGACCCGGUGCCAGGACAGCCCGUCGCGGGGCUGCCAGUAAUCCCGUUGCUCUGGGGUGGAGGGCGUCACACAUGGGGAGGGAGGAGGCGACCGGGUUAUUCCGACAGUAGCACGGAGAAGGAACGGAGAGACUUCAGGCGGGAGCGUGGCGCCAUCUGGUUUGUUUUAAAGCAGCGCUGUGACUGCUGUGUGGUGUCUCUCGUCUGA
Messenger RNA from Myotis brandtii (Brandt's bat), 1998 nucleotides. It is a transcript of the gene CBFA2T3, whose product is annotated as core-binding factor, runt domain, alpha subunit 2; translocated to, 3. The transcript is spliced from 14 exons. Bases 163 to 1998 code for a protein of 611 amino acids. Gene Ontology annotation, cellular component: nucleus. Gene Ontology annotation, biological process: DNA-templated transcription; negative regulation of DNA-templated transcription. The record is from RefSeq and is a predicted model, not a curated record. Lineage: Eukaryota; Metazoa; Chordata; Mammalia; Chiroptera; Vespertilionidae. Gene Ontology annotation, molecular function: transcription corepressor activity.